AUGACAAUUAUUAUUAAUGUUUUUGGAAGAGAAGAACCACUUGUUAACGAUAACGUUCUUGAAAGAGAAGAACCAUGUAUUGGUAGAAGCUUUCCAAGGAGACAUGCUCUUACGGACGAAGAGCUAUGUUCACUUUUUAGAAAUCAAAAAAAUGGGACACCUCGCGUUAAUCCAACCUUAAGUGCUUAUGAUGAUGCUGCUUCAAUAAAUUCUUCACUUUCUAAUCAUGAUCAAGCGGCAACAACAAAUGAUGCGUCGAAUUCUCGGCGUCAAUUACCAUUUGGAAAUUGGAAAUUCACAAUAUAUAGGGAAACGUACAAUUUUGAUGGUACGGGAGAUGGUCAGAAUCAGAAUAACGGCAAUAUUUCCCAAUACAAUAAUUUUCAUCGUUAUGAUGAUCAAAAUUAUGAAGCAGCAGCAAUCCGUCAUAAUACCCUUACUUCAGGAUACCCAAUUCAUUAUGAAAAUGAAUAUCUGAAAGAGAUUUCCCGGUGGUGUACAAAUCCUCCUUACAUUGAUUUGAGCUUUAAUAUGAUUAUUAAAAUUGAUAAUCAUGCAAAUUGGGUUCCAUAUAAAUUCAAUAAAUUGAUGUUGCGAGCGGCAAACAACGAUCUAUUGCUACUGGUUCCAAACCAAAAUGCUCCUCCUUUGAGACUUAGAGUUGACGUUGAAUUAUUUAUCUGGGGUAUUGAUUGGAUUUACAAACCAAAAAAUUUCUGUUCCUAUACCUGA
Molecule: messenger RNA, 732 nt
Organism: Funneliformis mosseae
Lineage: Eukaryota; Fungi; Glomeromycota; Glomeromycetes; Glomerales; Glomeraceae
Source: the annotation of a GenBank genome assembly